CCUGGGGGCGGCGGCUUCCGGCUUCCCGCCGCCCUUGCCCCGCACUGCAGUCCGCAGCGCCAUGAGGAGGUUUUGGCGGGCGCUGCGCCGGACUCGGCGCUGCGGGACCCUAACGGGGCUGCAGGAGCGGCCGGACAAGUUCGGGGGGGUGAGCGUGGACCUGGGCGAGCUGAGCCACCCCCUCCGCCUGGAGCCGACCGUCUUCGGGCGGUGGCUGCAGGGCGCCGUGAGGCGGUGGCGGCGGGAGGGCCGCACGGCUGCCUGGAUCCACCUGCCCAUCCUCCGCAGCAGCCUGGCGGCGGCUGCCGCCUCUCAAGGCUUUGCUUUCCACCAUGCUGAGCAGGGCUCGUCCACCUUGACGCUGUGGCUGGGAGAAGGACCCAGCAGGCUACCAGGCUACGCCACCCACCAGCUGGGGGUUGCAGGUGCUGUUCUAGAUGAAAGCACUGGGAAGGUGUUGGUCGUACAAGACAGAAAUAGGACCCUGAAUGCAUGGAAAUUUCCAGGAGGUCUGGCUGAUCCAGGCGAGGACAUUGGAGACACAGCAGUUAGAGAGGUUUUUGAAGAGACUGGCAUUAAGUCAGAGUUCAAGUCCAUCCUAAGCAUCAGGCAGCAACAUCAGCACCCUGGAGCCUUUGGGAAGUCAGACAUGUACAUUAUCUGUCGCUUGGAGCCUUCCUCCUUCAACAUCACCCUCUGCCAGCAGGAGUGCCUGAGGUGCGAAUGGAUGGACCUCGGUGAGCUUGCUAGGACAAAAGACACCACUCCCAUCACCAGCAACGUAGCAAAACUCUUACUGUAUGGAUACCAGGAGGGGUUUGAUAAGAUUGAUAUAACUAUGAGAGAGUUCCCAGCUGUCUACACAGGCCUGUUCUACAAACUGUACCACAGGGAGCUGCCAGAGUCCUAUCAAAACAUUACAUGAUACCAAUAUAUUUCACAUUUUCUUAUAUUAAUAAUUUAGAAUUAUUAUUGUACUGUUACUUAGAUGAUAUUAAAAGUAUACAUGGACUUUUAAGGUAAUUAUUAGAAAGUAAUUAUAUCUUCUACUCUCUAAGAAGCUGUAGAGAUAUAAAUUAUUUUAAAGGUAAAUACUGCUCUAAGUGUGCAUCAGAUUUGUUCUCCUUUACUCUGUAAAGCAAACAUAAUGUAAAUAAAACAGCUCUACAUAGAUAUCUAGCAGAAAACAAAAGUGUUGCUGGUCCUAAAAAUACAUUUUCCAAGUAAUUUUACUUCCACAUGCACUGGAACAAAAGGUUUGAAGAG
Molecule: messenger RNA, 1266 nt
Organism: Calypte anna (Anna's hummingbird)
Lineage: Eukaryota; Metazoa; Chordata; Aves; Apodiformes; Trochilidae
Gene: NUDT6
Product: nudix hydrolase 6
Exons: 5
Coding region: 62-925 (287 amino acids)
Molecular function (GO): NAD binding; NADH pyrophosphatase activity; ADP-ribose diphosphatase activity
Source: RefSeq, a predicted model, not a curated record